AUGGAAGAGAAGGCCCAAGACACGGCAGACAUGGCGACGAUGGACGAAAAAGACCAUACCGAGGUCGAGGCGAGCAGCAAGAGCGACAAGGCAGCUGCGCCCCUUGCACCACGAUGGAAGCGGCUCCGCAGAAACCGGGGCGGACCGACGCCCUCGCCCAAGGGGAAGGCGCCACCCGGCCCCAAGCCCGUCAAGUUUCGCGCGCUUUUUCGCUUUGCGACGCCGCUCGAGACGGCGCUCAUGCUCAUCGGUCUCGUCCUCGCCGCGGCGGCGGGGUCCACGACGCCUCUCAUGUCUCUCAUGUUCGGGAACAUGGCGAAUGCCCUCAUCCAGUUCGGUCUGGCGCGACAGGCAAUCUCUCACACCUCUGGGGCCGAGGAGGUGGCGGCGCUGGCGGUGGCCAAGGCCAACCUAAUUACUGCGGCGGGCAACCAGGCCCUCUACCUCAUGGGUAUCGGUCUCGGCAUGUUCGUCUGCACGUACGGCUACAUGCUCAUUUGGACGUAUACGAGCGAGGCGCAGAGUAGACGUGUGCGGGAACGGUAUCUCCAAGCCGUUGCCUACUUUGAUGAUUUUGGGGCCGGCGCCCUCGCCGCCCGCAUCCAGACUGACACGCACCUCGUGCAGGUCGCCACGGGAGAGAAGAUCGCGAUCCUGGCCCAAACAUUCUCCACCUUCGUCACCGGCCAUGUCGUCGCGUACGCGCGUAACGCCCGCAUUGCGGGCGUGCUCACCGUCCUCCUGCCUCUACAGGUCGUCGUUGGUGCCACGAUGGGUCGCCUGAUGCCCAAGGCUGUCAUGGGCGCCCUCGCCUUCGUCGCCAAAGCCGGCUCUGUCGCCGAGGAGGCCAUUAGCUCCAUCCGGACAGUGCACGCGUUCAAGACUGAAAGCAUCAUGGCGCGCCGCUUCGACGGCAUUGCAAUGCAAGCGCGCAAAGCAGGCAUCAAAUGCGCCGUCAUCCAAGGCGUCGGCGUCGGCACCUCUUUCUUCGUCAGCUACAUUGCGUACGCUAUUGCAUUCGCGUACGGCGGCCGCCUCGUCAGCGAGGGUCAGACGGAUGCCGGGACGGUGCUCAACUGUGUAAUGGCCAUUCUCGUGGGCACAUUCAGCAUCUCGGCCGCCGCGCCCGAGAUGCAGCACGUGUUCAAGGGCCGCGCGGCCGCCGCCAAGUUGUGGGAGACGAUCGACCGCGUACCCUCCAUCGACAGCGAGGAUGCUGGUGGCGCUCAGCCGCAGCUCGUGGCGGGCCGCAUCGAGUUUGACGACGUCACGUUCCGCUAUCCCAGCCGGCCCGAUACGACAGUGCUCGACGGCCUUUCUACAGUGUUUGAGGCAGGGCAGACGACGGCCCUCGUCGGCCCAUCUGGAGGAGGAAAGAGUACAGUAAUCUCCCUAAUGGAGCGGUUCUAUGACCCCGCCUCUGGAAGCGUGGCUCUCGACGGCGCCGUCCUCCCGUCGCUCAACUUGCGGUGGCUCCGGGGACAGAUUGGGCUCGUGUCGCAAGAACCUGUCUUGUUUGCGACAAGUAUCCGUGAGAACGUAGAGAUGGGGCUCAUCGGCACGCCCUACGAGCAUUCCAGCGCGGAAGAGAAGGAUAAGAUGGUGCGCGAAGCGUGCCACGCCGCGAACGCCGAGUUUGUUGAGCGCCUUCCAAAGGGGUAUGAGACGGAGGUGGGCGAGCGCGGCGCCCGCCUGUCGGGCGGGCAGCGGCAGCGCAUCGCGAUCGCGCGGGCCAUCGUUUCGAACCCACGCAUACUGCUGCUGGACGAAGCGACGAGCGCACUGGACGCCCACGCUGAGCGCAUCGUCCAGGACGCUCUGGACCGAGCGGCAAAGGGGCGCACGACGGUUGUCGUCGCGCAUCGCCUCGCGACGGUGCGGAACGCUGACAAGAUUCUCGUCAUCGCGGACGGGCGUGUGGCGGAGCAGGGCACGCACGACAGCCUCCUCGCCCUCGGCGGGGUCUAUGCCGGGCUUGUGGAGCACCAGAAGCUGGAGGAGGCCGAGGUCGAGGAGGGAGGCGUUUCAGCCAAGACGACGCACGAAGAGGACGCUGCACUCGUCAUGGCUGAGGUGGAGAGCAAGAAGGAGGAGAAGGCCAUGCGGUUCGGCCUGCGCGCGAUGAGUGCGCGCGUGUUCAAAAUCAACCGCGAUAUGUGGGGCUGGUACGCGCUCUGCUUCACCGGCGCAGUGGUGAACGGCAUGGCUUUCCCGGUAUACGCAAUUUUGCUCGGUCUGACGAUCGCCGACUUUGAGCUCCCCCUCUCGGAGAUCAAGGGUGCACUUGAGACGAAGGCGAUCUUCUUCUUCGUCGUCGCGCUCGUGGCGGGCCUUUCUGUCGCCUGCGAGAUCCUCGGCAGCCAGCGCUCCGGAUGGGAGCUGAGCCGCAAGCUGCGCAGUGCGGCCUUUAGUGCCACCCUCCGCCGGCCGAUCGCGUGGUUUGACGGCGAGAACUCGGGCGGGCUCGUCGCGCGCAUCAGUGACGGGCCAGAAAAAAUCCAGGGCCUGUUUGGCGUGACGCUCGGCGCGGCGCUCAAGGCCUUCGUGACGAUCAUCGGCGGCUGCAUCGUCGGCCUGGCCUAUGCGCCGCUCCUCGCACUCGUCGGUAUCGCGACGGUACCCCUCGUCUUCUCGGCAGGAUACAUCCGCCUGCGUGUCGUCGUUCUCGCCGCUGUGCGCGUGCAGGCUGUGCAUCAGGCCAGCGCGCAGAUGGCAACGGAAGCGGUGGGCGCGCUGAAGACAGUCGUCGCGCUGCGGCGCGAGGUGGACGUGCGUACGCGCUACUCGGCGGCACUUGAGAAGGCGGCUGCGCGCUCAACGCACACGAGUCUGCGCAGCAACGCACUGUACGCGGCGUCACAAGCGAUGAGCUUUCUUUCGAUUGCGCUGGUCUUCUACGUCGGUGCCCGCUUCGUCGCCGACGGACGCUACGACACGCAGCGCUUCUUCACCGGCCUCACGGCUGUCGUCCUCGCCGCGGUCAACUCUGGGUCCGUCUUCGGCUUUGUACCGGAUGCGGGGCAGGCGAGCGCGGCCGCCAAAAGCGUCUUCGGGCUCAUCGACGGCGCGCCGCCGCCCUUGCCGCCGACCGACGAGGCUGUCGCGCCCGGUCACUUGCGCCUCGACAGCGUGUCCUUCGCGUAUCCCACCAACCCGGCGCCCGUGCUCCGCGGCCUGAGCCUCGACGUGCCGCCGGGCGCGUUUGUCGCGCUCGUCGGGCACAGCGGGUGCGGCAAGUCGACCGUCCUCGCGCUCCUCGAGCGCUUUUACGCUCCUGACGGGGGCAGUAUCACGCUCGGCGGGAGAGAUAUCGCCACGCUCGACCUCACCGCCUACCGCGCCAUCAUGGCCAUCGUUUCCCAAGAGCCAGUGCUGUACUCCGGCACGCUGCGAUUCAAUAUGUCGCUCGGCGCGUCGGACCCCGACGCCGUGUCCGACGAGAGCGUGUGGGCAGCCGCAGAGGGCGCUAAUAUCGCCGAGUUCAUCCGCUCGCUCCCCGAGGGUCUCGACACGGACAUCGGUGACCACGGCGCGCAGCUGUCGGGAGGACAGCGGCAGCGGGUGGCGAUUGCGCGUGCGUUGCUCCGCAACCCCUCGAUCCUGCUUCUGGACGAGGCAACGGCUGCGCUCGACUCGGCCAGCGAGCGCGCCGUGCAAGCUGCACUCGAGGCUGCGCGACGCGGCCGGUCAGUCAUUGCCGUUGCGCAUCGCCUCAGCACAAUCCAGCAUGCCGAUCUCAUCUACGUUAUGAAAGCCGGCACAGUGGUAGAAAAGGGCACACACGCAGAGCUCAUGGCCCUCAAGGGCGAGUACUAUGAGCUGGUGCAGGUUCAGAAUGUCAGCGCGCAGGCGUAG
This is a messenger RNA of Cutaneotrichosporon oleaginosum, 3855 nucleotides long. NCBI's taxonomy places the organism in Eukaryota, Fungi, Basidiomycota, Tremellomycetes, Trichosporonales, Trichosporonaceae. The record is from RefSeq and is a predicted model, not a curated record.